Ctenopharyngodon idella (grass carp) is the source of this 2162-nucleotide messenger RNA. It is a transcript of the gene wdr20b, whose product is annotated as WD repeat domain 20b. Lineage: Eukaryota; Metazoa; Chordata; Actinopteri; Cypriniformes; Xenocyprididae. Gene Ontology annotation, molecular function: protein binding. The record is from RefSeq and is a predicted model, not a curated record. The coding region runs from base 30 to 1760 and encodes 576 amino acids. The transcript has 4 exons.
UGCUCGUGCACUCAGCGGAAUGAAUACUAAUGUUGAAGAUGGCGGCGGAGGGAGGUGGGAAGGAGGCGAACGAAAUUAAAACUCAAUUCACCACACGGGAGGGCGUCUACAAACUCCUGCCGAACUCCGAGUACAGCCGCCCGAACCGGGUGCCGUUCAAUUCACAGGGCUCGAACCCGGUCAAAGUCUCCUUCGUGAACGUAAACGACCAGUCCGGUAACGGCGAGAGAAUCUGUUUCAAUGUGGGCCGGGAGCUUUACUUUUACAUUUAUAAAGGCGUCAGGAAGGCCGCUGACAUGAGCAAACCCAUAGACAAGCGGAUCUAUAAAGGAACGCUUCCCACGUGUCACGACUCCAACGCCCUGACGGCCACGGCGGAGAGCGUCUCACUGUUGGUGGGCUUUUCUGCAGGGCAAGUACAGCUCAUUGACCCCAUCAAAAAGGAAACCAGCAAACUUUUUAAUGAAGACAGACUCAUUGACAAGUCUCCGGUGACGUGUUUAAAGUGGGUCCCGGGUUCAGAGAGCCUGUUCUUGGUGGCUCACGCCAGUGGAUGUUUGUACCUGUAUAACGUGGAGCACACGUGUGGAACGACAGCGCCACAUUACCAGCUCCUCAAGCAAGGCGAGAACUACACCGUACACACCGGCAAGAGCAAAACGGCCCGCAAUCCUCUCCUCCGCUGGACGGUUGGCGAGGGCGCGGUCAACGAAUUCGCCUUCUCGCCGGACGGGAAGUUUCUGGCCUGCGCCGGUCAGGACGGCUUCCUCCGAGUGUUUUGCUUCGACACGGCAGAACUCCAAGGCACCAUGAAGAGCUACUUCGGCGGACUCCUGUGCGUGUGCUGGAGCCCCGACGGACGGUACAUUGUGACCGGCGGGGAAGACGACCUUGUGACGGUGUGGUCGGUUUCGGACUCUAGGGUCAUCGCACGCGGCCGCGGGCACAAGUCGUGGGUGAGCGUCGUGGCGUUCGAUCAUUGCAUCACCAGCGUUCAGGACUGCGAAGCGCCACCGGAGUUCAGCGGAAGCGACGAAGACUUUCAGCAAUUCAACGGAACCCGAGAACGGACGAAUAGCGGCCAAUCCAAACGAAACUCUACCGAUGGGCGAAGCCUCAGUGUGACUUAUCGCUUUGGCUCGGUCGGUCAGGACACCCAAUUGUGCUUGUGGGACCUUACGGAAGACAUUCUGUUCCCCUUACCCAGAACUAGGACUCACACGAAUGUCAUGAAUUGGGAAACUAACGGUAACAGUAGCGUAACCCCGUCGAACUCGCCUUUACCGCGCUCAAACAGUUUGCCGCACUCCUCGGGCAAUAGCCCGAACAUCCACAAACCCACCAGCAUCGUAGACGGUGUGAUCGCCGCGGGUGUCGGCAAAUUCGCCACGUUGGCUCUACACGAAACGCGCAAGGAACGGCAUCAGGAAAAGGACCACAAACGCAAUCACAGCAUAAGCUACAUCAGCAACAAGAGCAGCGAGAAGCUCAACCAGAUCAUCGGCGCACGCACCGGCAAAACGGACACCACUAAGGCACUGGGAACGACGCUGUGUCCGCGCAUGGAGGAAAUCCCUCUGCUGGAACCACUGGUUUGUAAGAAAAUCGCCCACGAGAGACUCACCGUGUUGAUCUUCCUCGAGGACUGUCUGGUUACAGCCUGCCAGGAGGGUUUCAUUUGCACAUGGGCACGGCCUGGAAAAGUGGGCCUUUUGCCUCCCCAAAACCCAGCCAACUCUCCCAGCGGGACGGUCGUAUAGCUGCCGUGAUCGAGCCGACCGGGACCUUCAAACGCAUCAUAUCAGCUGUGUCACAUGUAUGUUGUCAUGUUUGCCGAGAAACACGUGUUUACUGUUCAUCCCGAAUCUCAAGAAGCCCGUCAAGCUCAUAAUUCACCCUAAAAUCAACAGUAAGAAAAUAAAUAUUUUGCAUAAACAAAAUGCUGAUUUUAUGCAUUUUUUCAUGACAAUUUAACACAUUUCACCCCCAAAUACUCAUUACUGUCAUGCAAUAUAUUGUGAUGUACAACUGUAAGUACAUAAUAGUAUUUGUUCUGAAUCUGAUUUUAAUUGAAAACUAAAUAUUGUCAGGGUCCAGACAGGAUGAUUCUUCAACACUAAGAAUUGGGGCAAAUGUGUGUAAUUGUCAUGAGAAAAAAAACA